UUAAUUUAAUUUCUUUUUCCAAACAUAAACAGCCAAUUAACAAUCAACGACUCAUUCCUUCGUCAAUGGUCACCACCAAGAAGACCAACCCACAUUAUUUUUCAUUUUCAUCUUUUUUUUCUUAAACAAUUCCAAAAACAACUCCCAAAUCUCUCACCAAAUUCAAAUUCAGCCCUUGAAAAUUCCUGGGAAUUUAAUUUUCUUCUUUUUCAAUCAAUUUAAUUCAAUUUCAAUACCCAACAAAAAAACCCAUCAAUUUUUGGAAUUUUUUUAAAAAAGAUUCAAUUUGGGGUUUUUUUGCAAGUUGAAUAAUGAUUGAUUUAGCUAGGAAAUUUCCCAAUAAUUAAUUUCAUAGACAAAAAGAGAGAGAAGAAAAGAGCAUAAAAAGACCAAGUCUUUCUUCAAUCUUCCCCAAUUUACACUAUUUUAAAUAGUAUAUAUACUAUCUCCUUCUUCUUCUUCAUGCUCUUUAAAUCUCUUUUCGUUGAUUUUUGGUUUUUGGGUAUUAGAUCUUGAACAUUUCAUAGUUUCUUUUAAUCUAGAUUUGAACUGGGUACUUUGAAUUUCUCGCCUUUUUCAGACUCGGUUCCUUGAGCAUUCAAAUAUCUCAAUUUUGUUGAGGUGGUGUUUUAUUUCCAUCUUGCUUAAGAGUGAAGCAAAUAGUGAUAUUGAGGCCAAAAUAGGUCAUGUUUUGAUUCUUCUGUGAUAUAUUGGCUAAAAGAUGAAGGCAACAGAAGCCUGGGGCUUAAGCAUGCAAAUUUUGCCAAUGCAUCGCCAUCGACAUGUUUCUAGGAGACCAGUUUGGAUUAUUGUGUUGGUUUGCUUGGUCAGCUUUUUUGUGAUUUGUGGUUAUGUAUAUCCUCCCGAAAACUCCUCAGCCUGCUAUGUUUUUUCACCAAGAGGCUGCAAAGCUUUUCAAGAAUGGCUUCCAUCUUAUACUAGAAGAGAAUUGACUGAUGAAGAGUUGGCAUCACAAGUUUUAGUUCAAGAAUUUUUGAGAACUCCUCCUCAACAGACUGAAAAUCCUAAAAUUGCUUUCUUGUUCUUAACUCCUGGAUCAUUACCUUUUGAGAAUCUCUGGGAUGUAUUCUUUACUGGUCAUGAGGGAAAGUUCAGUGUUUAUGUGCAUGCAUCUCAACGAAAACCUGUACAUCAGAGCAAAUAUUUCGUUGAUAGAGACAUCCAUAGUGACAAGGUUGGUUGGGGUCAAGUUUCAAUGAUAGAUGCAGAACGACGCCUUUUGGGCAAUGCACUGCGAGAUCCUGAUAAUCAGCACUUUGUAUUGCUUUCUGAUAGUUGUAUACCGUUGCACAGAUUUGAGUAUGUGUACAACUAUCUGAUGUACACAAAUGUUAGUUACAUUGACAGUUUCUUGGACCCAGGUCCUCAUGGAAAUGACAGGUAUUCACCACAUAUGUUACCCGAAAUAGAAAAAGAGGACUUCCGUAAGGGUGCACAGUGGUUUCACUUGAAGCGGCAGCAUGCAAUGAUUGUAAUUUCUGAUACCCUUUACUAUUCGAAGUUUAGAAAUUACUGCAGGCCUGGCUUUGAGGGACGCAAUUGCUAUUGUGACGAACAUUACUUGCCAACUUUCUUCAAUGUUGUUGAUCCAGGGGGGAUGGCAAAUUGGUCAGUAACUCAUGUUGAUUGGUCUGAACAUAAGUGGCAUCCAAAAUCCUAUAGAGCACAGGAUGUCAGUUAUGAACUUUUGCAGAAAAUUACGUCUAUUGAUGAAACUGUGCAUGAAACUAGUGAAGCAAAGAAGCAAGUGAUUGUGAAGCCUUGUGUAUGGAAUGGAGUGAAACGCCCUUGUUAUUUGUUCGCUAGGAAAUUUUACCCGGAAACUCUGGACAUUUUGAUACAAAUCUUCUCCAACUACACUGCUUCUGUAUAAGCAAUACAAAAACCAGAGUUUUGCUUUGAUCGAUGCCUUUCGACCACCUUUUUGUCUCCAUACAUAGCUUUUCCCGUUGUAAAUGUCCAUGCCAUACAAAGACCUGAGUCUAGCUGAUAUAUUAGCUGCCUGGAACAAGAGUAUUAUUCUUCAAAGGUUGCUACUCGGAAGAUUCAAUGUCUAUUCUUUUCCCCCCAGUAUUCUUCUGUAAUUUUGCCGAUGUAACAAACAUUUUAUCAGAUAUUGACACAGUUGAGGGGAUCAAUUCUUAGAUAGAUAUAGUAGAACUAGCUUGCAGAUUUUUACUGUAUUUUGCUUCAGCUAAUGGUAGCAAUGCUAAGUUUUUAAUCUAAUACUCCGUAAUUUUCCCUCUAUUGGUUUUUA
Chenopodium quinoa (quinoa) is the source of this 2278-nucleotide messenger RNA. RefSeq lists its product as uncharacterized. Gene Ontology annotation, cellular component: membrane. Gene Ontology annotation, molecular function: glycosyltransferase activity. Bases 722 to 1894 code for a protein of 390 amino acids. The transcript is spliced from 11 exons. The record is from RefSeq and is a predicted model, not a curated record. Lineage: Eukaryota; Viridiplantae; Streptophyta; Magnoliopsida; Caryophyllales; Amaranthaceae.